UGGCGCUCUUUAUUUUGACACCGGCAGCCAUGUCAUUGCUAUCACACAAAUCUUGACUCGAAAACCGCAAGUAUGAACCAUAUAAAUAUCAUGUUCCACUCGUUUUUUUGCAGUAAACUUUGAUGUGAGGCAUUCUUGAGAGUGAGUAGAAAUGUCAAAGAAACAAACGCCGACUUCGCGUGAUCCUAAAUUCUAUUUAGUGAGUGUCUUUACCGCUGCUCGGGAUGGGAAGUUGUGCCGCAUCAAAAAAUGGUUUCAGAACUUCAACAAGGAAGAGAUCAAAUGGAUUGUGUCACAAAUUGUGGACAGCACGACACCGCUUAUUGUUGCUUGCAGACACGGUCACAUAGAUGUGGUAACAUAUUUCAUUGAACAAUGUAAGGCAGAUGUAGAACAAGUUGGUUCUGUAACGUUUGAUGGAGAAACAAUUGACGGGGCACCGCCACUCUGGUGCGCCGCUGCCGCAGGCCAUUAUCAAACUGUUUCAACACUCGUCAAACAUGGUGCCAAAGUAAAUCACACCACCUUCUCAAACUCAACCCCUCUUCGUGCGGCUUGCUUUGAUGGUCAUUAUGACAUUGUCAAAUAUCUUAUACAACAUGGAGCAGAUAUCGAGUUGGCCAACAGACACGGACACACUUGUCUAAUGAUUUCCUGUUACAAGGGACACUACAAAAUUGCUGAGUAUUUGCUUCAUCUAGGCGCAGAUGUUAAUAGAAAGAGUGUGAGAGGAAACACAGCAUUGCAUGACUGUGCAGAAUCAGGAAGUCUGGAUAUCAUGCGACUCUUGUUAAAGCACAGGGCGAAGAUGGACACUGAUGCAUACGGGAUUACACCGAUCAAAGCCGCCGCAGUGGCAGGCCACGUGAACAUUGUCGACUACCUCGCUGCAGAAGACCUACCAAGGACAGAAAAGGUUGAUGCUCUUGAGCUUGUAGGAGCAACAUUUGUGGACAAGAAAAGGGAUAUGCAUCAAGCGAUUGGUUUCUGGGAACGUGCAAUGGAGCUGCGUUACACUUAUAAAGUUCAUUUGGUUCAUAAACACAAAUGUGCAAAACCAGUUGCCGCAUACGAGUACACCGUGGAGGCUCAAAACAGGCAGGACCUUGAGAAUAUGGUUGGAGAUCCAGAUGAAAUGCGGAUGCAAGCUUUACUGAUACGAGAGAGAAUCCUCGGACCAGCACAUCCUGACACGACCUACUACAUCCGAUACCGUGGUGCAGUGUACGCAGAUUCAGGCAACUUUGAAAGGUGUAUUAUGCUAUGGAUGUAUGCGCUAGAAAUGCAACAGGAGGCAUUGGAACCUCUGAAUCCUAUGACGCAAAGCAGUUUAUUGUCGUUUGCAGAACUCUUUGCAUAUAUGUUAUCAGAAAGAAACAGUGAACGCGUGUACCAGCUUGUCCCCUUCAGUGAUGUCGCAGUCGUAUACAUGAAAGGAAUCACCGAGAUGAAGCGUGGUGCUGAACAACUUCCUCUUGGUCCACAACCAGAAAAGGAGACCACAAACUUCAAUCGUACCCUCCUUAUUCUCAUGCACCUCAUGUGUCUUAUAGCAAAGCGAGAAGGCGCGACACCUCAACAGUUGGAAGAGGUCAAGCGGUCAACGUACCAACUUGUGAAACUUCGACUGCGUGGCAGCAAGGGAUUCACUGUCCUGCAUCUUGCCGUUGACAAGGCCACCUCAUCCGUUGGGCGUUACCCCGUCUGUACUUUUCCGGACAAGAGAGUUGUGCAGUUCUUGCUGGAAUGCGGUGCCGACCCUAAUGUGUUAGACAUCAGCGGCAACUCGCCUCUUCACAUUGCUGCCACAAACACUGUUGCUCCAGGUUCUUCAACCAUCACAACAAAUGGUAGCAAGAUGGACAACAAUGAGAUCAUGAAGUUGCUCCUUGAUCAUGGGGCACAUUGUGAUUUCCGAAACUUGGAGGGUCAGACCCCACUGGACUUGCUGAAAGUUUCUUGUGAUCUUGCACCCAUCAACUACACCAAGCUGCAGUGUUUAGCUGCAAGGUGCAUUGUUCAGAACAAGAUUCCCUUCUCUGGAAAUAUACCAAGAGCUCUUGAAGGGUUUGUUUCUAUGCAUUGAAUUAAAUGUUCAGUAUUGUUGAUAUGUUUUAUAUCGGAAUAUAUUCUGCAAUUCAGUGUGGGUUCACAAGCAAUUAGUUUGCUAAAAUUAGUUCAGGAAAUAUAUUAUUUUUAAUGUGCAGAGCUGCAUACACAUGUAUGUUCUUAUGAAGAACAUGCAUCACAAUAAUACAAACUUCAUUUAUUUUGUUCUUUGUUUUUUCUCUUUUAGUUCAGAUUUUAUGCAAAUUUUAAUUCAGAUGUCUAUUGUCUACUUUUUUUAAUAAUGCUGCACGAUGGCCAUGAUGAACUGUUGCUGUACAUUAUUUUAAUGUCAUCUAAUGUAACAUGCAAUUAUGCAUUCAAGUACUCAAGUAUAACAAAUGUUUCACUUGAACGAAAAAUCAAUUGAAACAUAUAUUUGAGAGUGAUUUACAGAAUAUUUGGCUUGUUACUAAACUGGUGUCAAAACUACAGGGUACAGGCCUAUAUGCUUUUCUUUACAAGUGUAUUCUUGAAGUACUCAAACUAAAGAUUUUGUUAAAUUUAUACACAUUUUUUGUUUACAAGUAUGAGCACAUUGACUUUUAAGUCCACUUUUUCUCACAUGGUAAACUUAUUUGAAAAAAAAAAUCCCUUCACACAAGCACUGUAUUCUAUACAAUUCACACGGUCCACUAUCUGCAUAUUUUUUCCAUUUUCUACAGGGGAGUGUGUCAUAGAUCAAAUACAUUUCUGAAGUAUCUUAUUGUCAUGGAUUGAUAAUGUUCUGAGCCAAUCAGAUGCAGGGAUUAAGUAGUUGACCAGUUUUCACUGGCUACAUGUAGCUAUUUCAUUGAAAAGCUCCCCUUCAGAACCUGUUUAUAUUAAAUUAUUAACACUCGGGUGAGUUGCAGUCAGUCAAAAUGAAGUCAUACUGUUCAAUUCACAUUUCUUACGACUCGAUGCAGAUACAUACAAUUUGUACAUGUUAAACAACUUUGAGACUCGAGGGCUAGAAGAAAAAAAACCACACUAUUUGAGCAUUAGUUCCAUUGUGCAUUGAAAUCCAUUUCAUGUUGAACUGUAAAUAGACUUCAGUUCAGCAAUGAAUAUGGGAACUCUUAAAAGGACUUAAGACCCAAAUUUAUAAGCAACUUGUUUCCUGUAUUCAUACUGUACGCUUAGUUGUACAGUACACUAGUUGAGUUGAAUUGUAAGUACUCAUACUUGGGAAAAGACUCAUUGAGAGCAUAUACAUGUAAGGUCACCCAGGCCUAGCCUAGGGGAUUUUCCAUGAGUAUUGAGCAAUGUUACAAAUGCACAUGUAUGUGUAUGUUCAUCUCUGAUUUACAGUCAGUAUAAUACUAAAUGCAAAUUUUAUUGUUGUUUUUGAAGGACAGUUAUAAAUUAACUUUGGUUUCCAUUAUCAAUCUCAAUACAUGAACAUUUGUCAGUGUAGAAUUACAUGUACACUCAAUUAAAUAACGAGCAGAUUUUACUGUUUUUGCUGGAGAGUGAAAUCUUACUUUAUGGCUUCCUCAAGUACCGGUACAUACACACAUGAGCUUCUAGCUUCUGGAAGUGUGAUUCAGCUUCAAAGAUGUUGACAAAAAUUUGUUACAGGUUAUUCCAUGUACAUGUACAUAUAAACUACCUUGUGCAUCCAGAUUCUGUUAAAACUUCUUUUUUUAUAUUAUUUAUAGUUUUUCAAAGCACCAAAUCUGUAUUGACCAUCUUCAAGUACAGUCUUUGUAUUCUCGCACAACGGGUGCCCUCUUGAUCAAAUUUAACCUCAUUUUAUAGAAUAUUCAUCACAGAAACCAUAUAGGGACUACUCCAUAGCAAAUCUUGAACUCAAUGAUACCAUGGACUUGUAAGUCCAUGACGAUACAGAUAGGGUUUUAUGAAGUACUAAAGUGUGACAAGUCUGAUUGGUCACCAUUCGCUUUGCAAUUACUACAUCAAAAUGUAUGAUACAUGUACUGCUGUACACAAUCACAUACUGUAAUUGGCUUCAGUGUGUAUGUCAAGAGGUUUAUUUUGCGGAAUGGUCAUUUACAUGUAUGCUAUGUGUUUCAGGUUGGGGAGCUGACCCCAAAGUGGGGGCUGAUGAACAUGCCCAUAUAGUCCCAAUAAGAAGAUCAUUUUCAAUUCAUGUUUACUGAAAAGAGUUGGAGGGGGGGGGGUGGUCUGGGAAUGUGCAGGUGGUGUAAGCCCCCUCAGCUCACAGGGGCUGUCGCAUAGAUACAUCGUAAAUUUAGCCAGCAUAUGCCAAAAUACAUGGCGGGCUGUUAUCAUUUAAUCCUAUUUCUCAAUUCAUAUAAGGAAUUAUUUUGUGUUAAACAAUUUUUAUGUUAAGACAUCAUUCAUAUUAUUUUUGUAUUAAGAUUUGUAAUUAAAAAAAAGAUUAAAUGGUAAGAUAGCUUACUAUACAACAUACAUGUAUGUGUACAUCAGCAUGUGCUAGCUAAAUUGUUCCAGGUAUGAUAAACUCCUCAAUUUUGUUGUUACCAUAGCAAAGAAUGUUUAUUGUGCAACAGUAAUUGCAGUGCACGGAUUCACAGAAAUACAGAAAUUGAAAGACCUACUUCAAUUAUGUAACCUUGGAAAAUGUCCUACAUGUAUAUGUGUCAAGACAGUGGGUGACAUGUUACCCUUCCCACGUAUAUUACAGUGUAGUUGAUAUUGUUCUUGGAAAUGAGUAGAUGCGCCCAACUAUGUGUAUGAACUUGUAAAGGAAGUAUUAGUUACAGUUUGGAAAGAAUAGAAUAAAAUAUCAUUGGCUCUGGUUCCAAGAGGAUAUUAGCCUCUACUAGAUUAAUUUCCUUUAAACCCUAACACAAAUUGAUUGCCUAGACGCUGGUGGUUUGCGCAUUGAUCUUUAAAGUGUGCCAAAAUUUGGCUCCAAAAAUACUCAUUCAAGAGUAGGCCUUGCUGAGUGUGAAAAGGUAUCAGAAAAUGUUCAUGGAUGAUGGAAUGUAGAUUGUAGGAGUGAAGGUGAGGGUAUUUUUUAUCAAACCUAAAAAUCGGCAUCUUCUCGCUCCAGAGUGAACCAUUGGUUUGGUACUUUCCUUCCGACAGAACCCAACAGCCUCGACCAAUGCUCAAUUAUGUAAAACCACUAGCUCUUAAUCAUUUCACAAUCAAUUUAUAACGAGAGAGCUUCGUACCUAGCCUAACCCCGUUUCCUGUUAUAGAUACCAAGUGCUGCUUAACUAGAGAGCCACAAAGUUUUUUUCAAUCUCUUAUGCAGCGUGGAUCCUGCGGUGAGGGUCUUAAUAAGCGGGCUUUAGUCAGAUUACUUGAUGACUUGAGUCACUCAAAUUGGCAUUUGCCUUGUCAGUCAUAAAUCAAGAUUCAUUUUCAACAAGAUCUAUCACAUUUUGUUUUUCUUGUGUAUGAAAAGGUUUCCUUCAUUAAUGAAUUUCAUAUUUCAGAAGAAUGGGUUUCCCUAGAAAGCACGGGAGACUUACAUACAUGUACAUGUAUCUAUUGCACAUUUACAUGUACAUGUAUGUACAAACUUAGGUGUUAAAUUUUGUUAUUAAAAAUAUCUGGUUUGGUUGGUUAGAAAUUUAGUACUUGGAGGAGAAAUUGAGAGUUCUUGCAUAGAUUGUUUCAUCCAUAACAGAACAUGUACAGCUGCACAAGACCUAACUGCAAGUACAGGUACAGGCAACUAGGUUUUAUGGUCCGUAUCUGUUGUGUUGGCAACUUGGCAGUCAUCAAUAUUAGAUAAAUUUGUUUGCCCUUUUAAUUAUUAAUUUUUAAAAGGAUUUUAAGUAUGCUUUUCUUGCAUGAUUAGUUUAAAUUCUUAAAUUUUAUGAAUUAAUGGUUGAUGCAUGCAUACCUAAUUAUUAAAAUAUGUCUACUUCUAGGGGUAGUUUUCAUUAAAGCUCUUUUGUAUUAAGUUAGGCAUGAGUUGUUUUUUAUAAGACUGGUACCAGUUAAAUAAUGUUUAUUCCCAUCAGCUUUAGAUGAAAUCUGGGGCCUGUUACAUCAAUAUUGUUAUGAUAACAAAUUUGCAAUAUUGAUCAAAGCUACUGAAAUCUUUAAAUUUAAUUGCUUGAUAGUAAACUAUCAAUGAAAAUUGUGCAUUUGUUAUUGAUAACUAGUUUUUGUGAAACAGACCCUGAUCUUUGUACAUCUAAUGUACAUUGUAAUUUUUGUCGUGAACAAGAAUCUGAAGGUAAAGAAAGUAUUGAAUUUGUUCAAAUUUGAUUAGAGUUCUACAUGUACAUGUACUAUUAGGAAAUUCGCUUCCACUAACAAAUUUUAGGCAUUUUAUUAUGAGAAGGUCAACAGUCGUUUGUGAAGUCCCGGGCCCUGUCUUACAAAGAGUUGCGUUUGAUCCAAUCAAUCACAACUAUGGACGGCCAGCAAGGUCGACAUCUAACAUGCAAAUUUGUUCAAAAUAUUUCCUAGAUAUGUAUAUUCAUACAUUCAUUGUUCUCUUGAAGACUCGGUGUGAUUUUUAAGGAAAUUGUGCAAAUUUCCUGUAGAAAAAAAUUAUGGUAUGGAUGGAUUUCCAUACAGUUGAGAUUGAUUGGAUCAAUCGUAACUCUUUGUAAGAUGGGGCCCUGCUUUCUGAAACACGACAUUAUGUUUUACUUUUAUUGUUGUUUAUAUAUUAUAUAAGUACAUGUUUCUCUCUUUUUUUCAUGAUUAUUAAAGGAAUGCCUGCCUCAGAAUCUGUCAGGAAACUGGUACUAUUUAAUGUUAUUUGUAAUCUAGUUCUUACAUCUUAUAUAAAUUAGAAUGUUGGCCCUGUAUACAGUUCCAAUGGUUAGGUACUGAGCCAUGUUAUAUUACUGUAUUGCACAUGUAAGCCAAGGAGAAUGAAAUGGCAGUUGAUGUUGCAAAAUGUAUGACUUGACCACUGUUACGAUAAUAGAUGUAUAUGUAUAUAAUAUACAUGUAAAUGCCUCUUAAGAUUUAUGCAACAAUGAGAGAAGAGUAGAGAUUGCAAUAUUGUUGGCAACUAUUAUUAAAGAUUGGGAGUGUUCACUCAUCCCUUCUCUAAGAAAGGAAA
Molecule: messenger RNA, 7078 nt
Organism: Lytechinus pictus (painted urchin)
Lineage: Eukaryota; Metazoa; Echinodermata; Echinoidea; Temnopleuroida; Toxopneustidae
Product: protein fem-1 homolog C-like
Exons: 1
Coding region: 152-2086 (644 amino acids)
Molecular function (GO): protein binding
Source: RefSeq, a predicted model, not a curated record